Erinaceus europaeus (western European hedgehog) is the source of this 1103-nucleotide messenger RNA. It is a transcript of the gene CABP7, whose product is annotated as calcium binding protein 7. Lineage: Eukaryota; Metazoa; Chordata; Mammalia; Eulipotyphla; Erinaceidae. The record is from RefSeq and is a predicted model, not a curated record. The transcript has 5 exons. Bases 117 to 764 code for a protein of 215 amino acids. Gene Ontology annotation, molecular function: calcium ion binding.
GCGGGGCACAGGGGCACUAGCCCCCCGCCGGCCCUCACCGCGCCCCCCGCCCGGCCGCGGUCCAUGCGCCCGGGCCGUGAAGUUUGCGGCGGGCGGGCGGGCGCCGAGCCGCCACCAUGCCGUUCCACCCGGUGACAGCGGCAUUGAUGUACCGGGGCAUCUACACGGUGCCCAGUCUGCUGUCGGAGCAGCGCGCCGUGGACAUCCCGGAGGACGAGCUGGAGGAGAUCCGAGAGGCCUUCAAAGUCUUCGACCGGGACGGCAAUGGCUUCAUCUCCAAGCAGGAGCUGGGCACUGCCAUGCGCUCCCUGGGUUACAUGCCCAACGAGGUGGAGCUGGAGGUCAUCAUCCAGCGGCUGGACAUGGAUGGGGACGGCCAAGUGGACUUUGAGGAGUUUGUGACUCUCCUGGGACCCAAGCUCUCCACCUCGGGGAUCCCGGAGAGGUUCCACGGCACCGACUUCGACACGGUCUUCUGGAAGUGUGACAUGCAGAAGCUGACAGUGGACGAACUGAAGCGUCUGCUCUACGACACCUUCUGCGAGCACCUGUCCAUGAAGGACAUCGAGAACAUCAUCAUGACGGAGGAGGAGAGCCACCUGGGCACGGCGGAGGAGUGCCCCGUGGACGUGGAGACCUGCUCCAACCAGCAGAUCCGCCAGACGUGCGUGCGCAAGAGCCUCAUCUGCGCCUUCGCCAUCGCCUUUGUCAUCAGCGUCAUGCUCAUCGCGGCCAACCAGGUGCUGCGCAGCGGCAUGAAGUAGCCGGGUGUGGGGGUGGCCUGUGCCCGGGCUCCCCACUGCCCCCGCCUCCGCCCCAGAGAUUCCCACCCCGCAGCCCUGGCCUUGCAUGGAGCCUCGGCCGCCCAUGGAGGGCCCCCCGCCUGCGCCCUCCCGCUGGCCUAGAUGUAGCGCCCUCCCCGUCGGGCCCUGAGGCAUCAGAGGGGCACAUGCCCACAGCCCCCACCGCCCCGUCUGUUCUGACCUGAGGCCGCAGGCCUGGGUGCAGGCAGGGUGGCACCGAGGCAGAGUCCCCUGCCCCCCUUUCUGGCCUGAGUCCGGCCCCCUGUGGGAUUAGAUCCCUGGGCCCUAAAUCCGGGAUCU